UCAUAAAUUAAACUCAAAACGAAUCAGGUAUCUUUACAGUGUCAUUAUAGAUGAUUUGACUAGAGAUCAUGUUUUGAUUGCGUGACGGAUUCUUAGUUUAGAAUAUUUUUGAGUGAAAACAAUAAGUAUGAGUGGUGAUGUGUGAACAAUAGGCUACUUACUGUUCAUUAUUUAUCAUAUUUAUGAUAACUUUUUUGACUCGUGAACGGUACGAGGUGCCACGCGUAUUUCUUUCAGACUAUUUGCAAUAGUGAAACUAGAACAAGUUAGUCGUGCGCCUUAGCUCGGGCUUUUCCUACUCUUAUUAUACAGCGCUUAUAGGUCCGCGUUGGCAUGUAUAGGGAAACGCUGCUUCGGAUCUAAAAGCAUAGCAGAUUAACACAAAUAGGCUACUUCACUUUUUUUCUUUUCUUUUUGCUUCUCACUUAUCAGCGAAGGGAAUUGCCUGGGAGUGUAGAAUCUGUGUUGUUUGGCUCCCCCCGUGAGGAGUUGAAGCCGUCCUCGUGCAUACUCUGCAUAUCACAGGAUUUGGUCUCUCCUCUCUUUCUGUAGCUGCUGUAGGACUGGCUAUGGCCACCGCUACUUCCGGGUUCCGUCAUUUCAUUCUCCCGCCGAUCAGCGCAGCAAACUGACUCUGUUCUAUAAGCAAGCUAGCAGCCAACCUGCCAACACUCGCUGACACUCACUCAUCUCAGACCGCGAGAUAGACGAAAUACCUACGGGGAAAGGAAAGAUCUGAAUUGCAAUCUCUUAAUUUCUAUUGCUUUUUCUUUUUACAGUAAUAAUAAAACAAGAUAGCAAUCCGGAGGCAUAAAGAGGACGCGGACUUGCUGGAUGAAAACGGGCUGAAAAGAUUCAUCCUCUCUUGAACAUCAUCACCAACCAUCAUUCAUUCAUUACCUUGACAACCCCUGGCUUUGAUUGACAGCUGGAGUGGCAAAAAGCCACGAGACACGACAGUUUAGUUACAUGCAGGUUGUUGAUGGGCCGAUUGUAACCUUCAGUUUGGUGCUUGACAUUUUUUUUUAUUUUUGGGGGAAAGAGGAAAACAAGAAAAAUUGCAAAACUCCUCCUGAUGCUUCUGCUUGCACUCUACCACAUUGGAGAAUAGGAGAAUUCGCAAAGUUGGUUGAAAAAGGAAUCUUACCAGUAAAUCACUUUCUAACCUGACUGGGAUAUUAAAUAUACGACACAUCCAGGAGUUUAUUGGAGCGCAGCCUGAUGGCGCAAAGGUACGAUGAGCUGGCCCAUUAUGGUGGGAUGGACGGAGUCGGGGUCCCGGCGUCUAUGUACGGAGACCCGCAUGCUCCACGGCCGCUACCCCAAGUCCAUCACUUGAACCAUGGACCACCGCUCCAUGGCCAGCACUACGGUGCUCAUGCACCCCAUCCCAGCGUUAUGCCCAACAGCAUGGGCUCCGCUGUCAACGAUGUUUUAAAGAGGGAUAAAGAUCAAAUUUAUGGUCACCCAUUAUUCCCGCUGCUCGCGCUGGUUUUUGAGAAGUGCGAGCUGGCGACGUGCACUCCGAGGGAGCCAGGGGUAGCAGGCGGCGAUGUCUGCUCCUCCGACUCCUUCAACGAGGACAUCGCAGUCUUUGCCAAACAGGUCCGAGCAGAAAAACCUUUAUUUUCAUCAAAUCCAGAGUUGGACAAUUUGAUGAUACAAGCCAUACAAGUAUUACGAUUUCACCUUUUGGAAUUAGAAAAGGUGCACGAGCUCUGCGACAAUUUUUGCCACCGGUACAUCAGUUGUUUGAAAGGAAAAAUGCCAAUAGAUCUAGUUAUAGACGAGCGGGAUGGAAGCUCGAAGUCAGACCACGAAGAGCUCUCAGGAUCUUCGACCAACCUAGCCGAUCAC
Messenger RNA from Salvelinus sp. IW2-2015, 1857 nucleotides. RefSeq names its product Meis homeobox 2a (gene meis2a). Lineage: Eukaryota; Metazoa; Chordata; Actinopteri; Salmoniformes; Salmonidae. The record is from RefSeq and is a predicted model, not a curated record.